Molecule: messenger RNA, 960 nt
Organism: Danaus plexippus (monarch butterfly)
Lineage: Eukaryota; Metazoa; Arthropoda; Insecta; Lepidoptera; Nymphalidae
Product: zinc finger matrin-type protein 5
Exons: 3
Coding region: 375-896 (173 amino acids)
Cellular component (GO): U12-type spliceosomal complex
Molecular function (GO): zinc ion binding
Source: RefSeq, a predicted model, not a curated record
CACAUUAAUUUUUGAAUGUUUUGUAUUUUAAUUUUUCAAACGCUGUUUAAGAUCUACUAACAAAGUUCCUAAUUGUGACUUCAACCGAGGCUAUUAAAUUUUAUUUCAUUCAAAAGUUAAUCCCGGAUCGUGUCUCCUCCAUUCUACACGACACUGGUAGAAUAUACUGUGCACGUCUUUGCACGGAUGAAGUCCAUAUUUUAAACAAACAACAACAUGUAUUUUAAACGUAAAUUUUAUUUUAAUAAGUGUAGUGUAGGUAAUGAACUUGUAAAGUAAAUAAAUCGUAAUAAUACGUUUUCAUUUAUUUGUAUUUAAAUUGAAGUAUAACAGCGUUAACAGACCAAUAACAAAAAACAAGUUGUGAAACCAAAAUGGGUAAAAAAUAUUAUUGUGAUUACUGUGAGAAGACCAUGUCUUCAGCGCCAUUGAUCAUCAAAACUCAUAACAAGGGUAUGGCUCAUCAGAAGUUAGUUGGUGAACAUUACAAGCAGUUCAAAGAUGCCAAGACAAUUUUAGAAGAAGAAAACAAUAAAAAACCAUGUCUGAAAUAUCUAAAAGGGGAAUGUCAUUUUGGUACAAUGUGUAGAUUUUCUCAUUACACAAGAGAUGAAUUAUGUCUCCUAAAACAAAUUGUCGAUGCAAAAAAUAAUGUAUCAUAUUCGAACCAACCAUCCUUCAAAGAGCUUUACGAUAAACUACAAAGCGAUAAAUGUGAAUAUUUUGAAAAUAAAAAUGCACUGGUAGACAAAAAUGGUAUAACGCAUAUGUUACCGUGGAAUUAUAAUGUUAUUUUUGAACAGUAUGGAGAUAAAUUACCACCCAGUCUUAGAAAAUUUAAAACCGAUGAUUUUAUAAAUGUAUUUAUAACCGAGUGGGGUGAUAAUAAAUGUUAAAUAAAGCCUUUUAUUAAAAAAAAAAAAUAGUGACUGUAUAUAAAUAUUUCAGUCUUUUUAUGAA